Messenger RNA from Didymodactylos carnosus, 525 nucleotides. Lineage: Eukaryota; Metazoa; Rotifera; Eurotatoria; Philodinida; Philodinidae. The record is from the annotation of a GenBank genome assembly.
UAACCACAUAUAGAAGCCUCAUAGAUUAUUUGUGUGUUUCUUUCUUACAUUUCGAAAUUCAGAACGUGUAUAAUGUGUGUAGUAGAAGUAAGCUGUGUACCGUCAGUUAUUUGAUUGUCAUGAAAUAUAUCCUAAUAAAGAGAUGAAUAUCAAGUACUGUUCAAUGCGUUCUUUUUACACCUAUUCACAUCGCUUACGUGCACCCCACAUCUCUACAUAUUUUAUUCACAUCUUCAGGUACAACAAGAACCAUCGUUUAGUUACUUAACUGGUAAAACUAAUUUACUUGUUGGUAAUCGUUUAAAUGACCUAGCAUGUUGCCUUCGAAAUGCCUUUGGAGGUUACGGACGUAUAGUAGCAGUCGAACUGACUCGACAGGAAAAUUAUGUCAGUUUUAUUAUCAGAUAUUUCGAAGCAAAUGCAGCUGAAGAAGCAUUAGAAAUAAUUAAAGGCAUAGGUGGAUUUGGAGGUUGUCAUUCACUCAAGGCAAAUGAGUUAUCAACCGAAACGAAGGACGUCAAAUAA